This is a messenger RNA of Exophiala xenobiotica, 1509 nucleotides long. RefSeq lists its product as uncharacterized. The coding region runs from base 1 to 1509 and encodes 502 amino acids. The transcript has 3 exons. The record is from RefSeq and is a predicted model, not a curated record. NCBI's taxonomy places the organism in Eukaryota, Fungi, Ascomycota, Eurotiomycetes, Chaetothyriales, Herpotrichiellaceae.
AUGCAUUCAAGGACCAGACAGUCUGUUUCUCAGCUGUCGCCGACCCAAGGAUCAUCAAGCCGGACACCUAGGACUAUCCCAGUGACUUAUCCGGACAGUAUGGCCUUCAGAUCUGCACCCAUGGAUGAUUUGAUCAAUCCCAAUUUCUGCUUGACCUCAAUCAAUGGCUCGCGCCGAUAUCCAGGAUCAAGCACCGGCUCUCUCUCCACUGGAUACUACCCUGACAGUGAUGAUUUCAUGAUGUCGGCAUCUUCAGCGAUGAACUACCCUUCAUUGACUGCCCCGGACAACUCAUUUGCUCUUGCCGUGACUUCCACCCAUGGUGGCUUUGAUACCGACCCGGUAUAUGAGUUCUUGACAGAUGAUGUCCUGUCAGAGAACUCCUUCACGGAAAUGAAUCUUGUUUCGUCACAUUAUCCCGGACAAAUCCAGACCCAGGAUAUGAUGAAUUCCGGAUAUAUGCCAGCGGAUCUGUCCCCUUAUGACUCCGGAAUGAUGAACAAUGCCUAUUCCAUGGACAUACCCCUUGCGAAUCCGCCUUUGACGCCACCGCCCGAGGAACAAGUCCACCAGGAACUAUUUCAACAACGAUGUCUGUCAGGCCAGAAUUUCCUGGAUGACUCGUACCACGUGGACCAUGACAUGUCCUACUACGAGGCCAACACUAUGUCGAAAACCUAUUCAUACAGCCCUCCACGACGUAAUGUGAUCCAACCAAGGCCAAUUCGAUCUGCAUCCGAACGUGAUGGUGCCAUUGGUGAAUCUAACACCCGCGGCCAUGAUACCCGGACUCCCCAGGAUGAGCCAUCUGGAGACAAAGUCAAGGCCAGAAAUGAUCCCUUGUAUGAUGCCAGGCCGGAUUCGAAUGGAUUCUACCACUGCCCCAUGUCUGAAGAGCACAAGUGUACCUCCCACAAACCGACAAGGCAAAAAUGCAUCUACAACAAAUAUCUGGAUUCCCAUUUAAGGCCGUAUAGGUGCAAGUUCGCCGACAGACCAGAGUGCGAGGACGCCAGAUUUUCUUCCAACGCCUGCCUUUUCAGGCAUGAAAGGGAAGCCCAUGGACUCCACAACCACGGAUUGAAUCCCUUCUUGUGCAAUUUCCGGGAGUGCGAGAGAUCCAAAGCAGGAAACGGAUUCCCUCGCCGUUGGAACCAACGUGAUCACAUGAAACGCGUGCAUGACUACGACGAGAAAGACUGUCCCAAAGAUCGAAAUACCACUGCGGAUCAGGCCAAACGGCGAAAGAUUCAAACAUCCCCCGGCUCGGCCCCAAUGAAAAGAUCUGGAUCUUCGGCAUACGCCAAAGUGCAAGUGAUCGCAGGUGCUGCCUUCAACUCCCGUCAUGGCCGUGUUGUCAACCAGGCACGAUACAAUGCUCCAGCCAUGUACUCCGAUCAGUUGAAGGGAUGCAACAUGAUGACAACCCCACUGGGCAAUGUCCAGUACUCGAACAUUCCCAACGUGUCACGGUGCUUGCCGUCUCGAUCCAAGGGUUAUCCUGGUUGA